Molecule: messenger RNA, 6001 nt
Organism: Magallana angulata
Lineage: Eukaryota; Metazoa; Mollusca; Bivalvia; Ostreida; Ostreidae
Exons: 28
Coding region: 129-5783 (1884 amino acids)
Source: RefSeq, a predicted model, not a curated record
GUAAGGCAUUUAACUUAACGACCAAUAUAACCAAUAUUUUCCCGUCUCGUAGAAGACACCAAGUGUAACCAUGUUGGCAUCAACAAAUGUGCAUAUUAUAACCGAAUUAACUUCCGGGUGUGCUUAAAAUGAGGAAUUGUGCUGUGUUCCUUUUGUGUUUGGUCACUGUGAAGACAGAAGUGUACGCCUGUGAUGAUGAGGAACUGUCCAGACAUCUUUAUAUCGCAACACUCCAGGAAAACUGUUAUCAAAACGCCACCUCUUGUCAGUCCACCUGCACUUCCGGUCAUGUGUUAGAAAACGGAAGUCAGACGACGAUUCACGUCUGUAACGGUACCUCAUGGAUCCCGAACACGGUUACGUGUCUGCCUGCAAAGACUCCAGUGAUGACGACAAACUUUACCAUCGUGUAUGUGACAGAGGACCAGCCAGCCGGAAACUGUCUCUACGGUUUUAACGUCAGAAUGUGGAAGAGUAUCAGCAGCUUCCGGAAUGCUAUUCGUUCGACAUGCGGAGAGCUGGAGACCGGAUCUAUUUCAAUUGAAAAUUUGGAACUUUCACCUUUGGCUUUUCAGGUUAAUGUUGUAUUCCACGUCAAAUUCUCAGGAGAAGGUACCGAGACAUCCCGCGAUAUCUGCAUGGAUAUGAUUGAAAUCAUAUCUAACGGGAAUCAGAACUAUCUAAAACCUUUCUCCAACAUUUCCUGCGGUGCUUCGCACAGCGCAGUAACAAAAAAGCAGACGACAAGGAGCGCCGCCUUUGAGUACAACUGUACCGAGAUGUUGGGUUCACAGCCGUUGGCGAGUUCAGGGGGUGUUCGAUGUGUUCAUUGCUUUCCUGGAAAUUACCUAAACUCGACCCGAUGUAAGCCCUGCCUCCAAGGAACGUAUCAGGCAGUUCCGGGUCAGCUGACCUGUGACGUAUGUCCAACCGGAAAACACGUCACAGAGGACAGAACUAAAUGUCUAGAUUCGGUGUGUGUUUCUACUUUCCUUUCCCAGAAGACCCAAAAUAUUGAUUUAACGUGUACCUCUGAGAAUCAAAUGUGUAUGUCCACCUGCUCGGGUGGGUACAUACAAGAUGACGGGGGACUUUCUACAGUGUAUAACUGCAGCGGAGAAGGAUGGUUUCCUCCUCUUAAGAGUUGUAUAAAAUAUGAAUAUUCCACAUACAACGUUGACCUAGAAGCUGUCUAUACGACCAACGACGCAGUGGCGGCCACAUGUUUAAGUCAAUUCCAAGCCUUUACUUCUGCUCACAGAGAUUACUUCCAAACAAAUAUAUCUACCUCCUGUAGCGAACUUCAUGACGGAAAUGUGACCAUUGAAAAUAUAACUAUUGGAUCAAUCGCAUUCCAAAUAAAGAUGACAUUUCAUCUGAAAUUUUAUGGAUCAUGGCCAACAAAAAUAAUGGAUGUGUGCAUGGACAUAAUAAAAAUUACUUUUCAAAGUCGGACGACUUAUCUCCAUCCAUACACAGUCCUACAAUGCACGGACGGGCGAACCAAUGUGACCAAAGUAUCGGCACAAAGAUCCGGCGAUGUGCUAAACUGUCCGGAUGGACGGCUCGUCAUCAACUCCACAGAGGCGUCCUACUGCAUUCCAUGUUCAGCUGGGACAUUUCAAAAUGAUUUGAUAUGCUUACCGUGUCCCAAUGGAACUUAUCAACCAAUUAUUGGCCAAACCUUUUGUCAAAACUGCUCUGAUUGGACAAAAGUAAACGAGGACCGCACUGAAUGUCGACUAGAAGAAAUCACAACUUUGGGUAAUAUAUCUUACGCUGGGUCCUCGCCACCAACGGAAGUGACGUUAUUACCAAAUGUCACAGAGCAAUCAACGGAAUUGACUACAACAGAGCAGACCAUAACAACUGAUUUAGCAGAGACAAAGGAAACGACACAAAACGUCUUGACGUCAAUUUCGACAAUAUUGUCAACGUCUGUGUCUUUGAAAACAACGGUUGUUACCAUAGAAACGACUGAAACAUCGACAGAGAAAUCCACGAGCUCUUCACCGACUACCACAGCACUGCGGACUACCAAAGGUUAUACAAUUCCUUGUGGUUUGGACCAACUUUCCUCAGCCAUUCCAAACUCAAAAUACACGUGCGCUGCACACAACCAAACCUGUACGGUAGAGUGUAGCAGUGGAUACGUCACCAGUGAGGGGGAGGCGUCUGUAGAGUACAGGUGUGAGGGCGAUGUGUGGACUCCAAACCGGAAACUCUGUCUAGAAUACGAUAUUCCCUUUACAACAAGCGCCCUCUACACGACUUACAGCACUGUGGACCAAGUAGCUUUGUCCUGUCUUCAAGAUUUCCGAGAAAUCACAGAAAGAAACAAGGACCUAUUUCAGAAGACCAUCACAGACUACUGUGGGGAUUUGGGUAUAAACGCUGGGGGUUUGAAGAUCGAAAACAUCACAUCAAUUUCACUCCCGUUUCAAAUAACAAAUACAAUACUGAUUACGUUCUACGAAGAAAGCGUUGACGUCCGUGAGGUUUGUCUUGACUAUAUCACGCUGAUAUUUCUUCGCGUUCCUUCUCUACUCAUGCCGUACUCUCGACUCAACUGUACUUCGGGGUUAUCCGACGUUACCAAAGUGUCCGCCAGUCACGGCAGUCCGUCCUAUAGCUGUAAUAACAGGACAUAUCUGGUGAACAGGACAAGCCAAGUAUAUUGUGUUCCCUGUGCCCCCGGAAUGUACAUGGUAUCCUCUCAAUGUGUCCCUUGUCCUGAAGGUCAUUAUCAACCACUUCCGGGUCAGCUCACAUGUGAACCAUGCACUGAAAACAGGACGGUGGUGGACAGUGGUACAAACUGUACAGGUUAUACAAUUCCUUGUGAUUUGGACCAACUUUCCUCAGCCAUUCCAAACUCAAAAUACACGUGCGCUGCACACAACCAAACCUGUACGGUAGAGUGUAGCAGUGGAUACGUCACCAGUGAGGGGGAGGCGUCUGUAGAGUACAGGUGUGAGGGCGAUGUGUGGACUCCAAACCGGAAAAUCUGUCUGGAAUACGAUAUUCCCUUUACAACAAGCGCCCUCUACACGACUUACAGCACUGUGGACCAAGUAGCCUUGUCCUGUCUUCAAGAUUUCCGAGAAAUCACAGAAAGAAACAAGGACCUAUUUCAGAAGACCAUCACAGACUACUGUGGGGAUUUGGGUAUAAACGCUGGGGGUUUGAAGAUCAAAAACAUCACAUCAAUUUCACUCCCGUUUCAAAUAACAAAUACAAUACUGAUUACGUUCUACGAAGAAAGCGUUGACGUCCGUGAGGUUUGUCUUGACUAUAUCACGCUGAUAUAUCUUCACGUUCCUUCUCUACUCAUGCCGUACUCUCGACUCAACUGUACCUCAGGGUUAUCCGACGUUACCAAAGUGUCCGCCAGUCACGGCAGUCCGUCCUAUAGCUGUAAUAACAGGACAUAUCUGGUGAACAGGACAAGCCAUGUAUAUUGUGUUCCCUGUGCCCCCGGAAUGUACAUGGUAUCCUCUCAAUGUGUCCCUUGUCCUGAAGGUCAUUAUCAACCUCUUCCGGGUCAGCUCACAUGUGAACCAUGCACUGAAAACAGGACGGUGGUGGACAGUGGUACAAACUGUACAGGUUAUACAAUUCCCUGUGAUUUGGACCAACUUUCCUCAUCCAUUCCAAACUCAAAAUACACGUGCGCUGCACACAACCAAACCUGUACGGUUGAGUGUAGCAGUGGAUACGUCACCAGUGAGGGGGAGGCGUCUGUAGAGUACAGGUGUGAGGGCGAUGUGUGGACUCCAAACCGGAAAAUCUGUCUGGAAUACGAUAUUCCCUUUACAACAAGCGCCCUCUACACGACUUACAGCACUGUGGACCAAGUAGCCUUGUCCUGUCUUCAAGAUUUCCGAGAAAUCACAGAAAGAAACAAGGAACUAUUUCAGAAAACCAUCACAGACUACUGUGGGGUUUUGGGUAUAAGCGCUGGGGGUUUGAAGAUCGAAAACAUCACAUCAAUUUCACUCCCGUUUCAAAUAACAAAUACAAUACUGAUUACGUUCUACGAAGAAAGCGUUGACGUCCGUGAGGUUUGUCUUGACUAUAUCACGCUGAUAUAUCUUCGCGUUCCUUCUCUACUCAUGCCGUACUCUCGACUCAACUGUACCUCGGGGUUAUCCGACGUUACCAAAGUGUCCGCCAGUCAUGGCAGUCCGUCCUAUAGCUGUAAUAACAGGACAUAUCUGGUGAACAGGACAAGCCAAGUAUAUUGUGUUCCCUGUGCCCCCGGAAUGUACAUGGUAUCUUCUCAAUGUGUCCCUUGUCCUGAAGGUCAUUAUCAACCACUUCCGGGUCAGCUCACAUGUGAACCAUGCACUGGAAACAGGACGGUGGUGGACAGUGGUACAAACUGUACAGGUUAUACAAUUCCUUGUGAUUUGGACCAACUUUCCUCAUCCAUUCCAAACUCAAAAUACACGUGCGCUGCACACAACCAAACCUGUACGGUUGAGUGUAGCAGUGGAUACGUCACCAGUGAGGGGGAGGCGUCUGUAGAGUACAGGUGUGAGGGCGAUGUGUGGACUCCAAACCGGAAAAUCUGUCUGGAAUACGAUAUUCCCUUUACAACAAUCGCCCUCUACACGACUUACAGCACUGUGGACCAAGUAGCCUUGUCCUGUCUUCAAGAUUUCCGAGAAAUCACAGAAAGAAACAAGGACCUAUUUCAGAAGACCAUCACAGACUACUGUGGGGAUUUGGGUAUAAGCGCUGGGGGUGUGAAGAUCGAAAACAUCACAUCAAUUUCACUCCCGUUUCAAAUAACAAAUACAAUACUGAUUACGUUCUACGAAGAAAGCCUUGACGUCCGUGAGGUUUGUCUUGACUAUAUCACGCUGAUAUUUCUUCACGUUCCUUCUCUACUCAUGCCGUACUCUCGACUCAACUGUACCUCGGGGUUAUCCGACGUUACCAAAGUGUCCGCCAGUCACGGCAGUCCGUUCUAUAGCUGUAAUAACAGGACAUAUCUGGUGAACAGGACAAGCCAAGUAUAUUGUGUUCCCUGUGCCCCCGGAAUGUACAUGGUAUCCUCUCAAUGUGUCCCUUGUCCUGAAGGUCAUUAUCAACCACUUCCGGGUCAGCUCACAUGUGAACCAUGCACUGAAAACAGGACGGUGGUGGACAGUGGUACAAACUGUACAGUUGAUGAUGAAAAUGAUAUUAACCUCGGAAAAUCACAAGUAGGACCCACAGGCCUAACGGAAACGGAAAUAAUCGUCAUUGCAGCGGUAUCUGUCUGUGUGGUUUUUUUACUUGUUGUUAUAGCAACAGUAUACUACUGCAAGAAGUCUAAAGCAAAGAGAAGAACAUUUCAUGCAGAUGUGUCAGCUGACGCCAAGUCAGCAGACGGUGCGUCAGUCAAAUCGGACGAGUACCUCAGAGGAAGUCAUGAAGAACUGAUUCCAAGUAAAAGUAGUUCCACAAACGAUCCAAACUGGACUUACCAGGACGAAAAAAUCGAAAAAUCCACUUUUGCAAGUGCAAACGAGGCUAAAGCAUUGGACGUCCUUAAUACUAUAAUUGACAUAAACAUCGACAAUGAAGAAUGUAUUACAGCGCAGCCACCUGUUUUCGAGAACGUCCGAGAAGAAAAAUGGCGGCCGUUACGUCAUAAAAAUGAAAGUAAUGUUGCUGACGUCAUUAAUAAGGCUAAAGAGACGGAGCCUGAUAAGGCUCCAUGCAGGACUCUCAGUGAUUAUGACAACUUCCAGAUAUAUGUACCGGAACCGGAAAUGUCAGAUCCGGAUUAAUUAAAUUCUAUGAGAUUAAUUGUGAUAAUGAGAUGCAUGAGAAUAAUCAAAAUUUUUAAAAUUAACAUUAUAUUUAAUUUUGUAGAAUGUAACAUUUUAUCAAUGUAGUAUAUUAUAUUUUAGGAUUUUUAUACUCCGUAUAUUACUUAUAAUUUUUACUUUAUUUCACAUGUUUUUCAAGGAGGACUUAAUUAGCUUUGAUACGAUAAAAAAAUAUA